AUGACGGCGGURUCCCCGGAGGAGAGCCACCCGCGGGCCCAGCGCCACUGGCGCUUCUGGCGGACGCACUGGAAGCUCCUGGGCGUCUUCGAGAUCAACCCCGAGCACGAGUUCUACCCGCUGACGUGCCGGCUGCGCGCGGGGCUCCGCGCCGCCACCCAGGCGGCCAUCGACCUCCCGCCGCCGGACGUCCCCACUGACCGCGACUGCGCCCAGGUGCUCAAGCAGCCCCACGAGGACUUCGAGCUGCGCACGUACGCGGCGCCCACCUUCGCCCGCCUGCGCCGCUCGCUGGGCCUCUCUGAGGAGGACUACCAGGCGUCGCUGUCCUCCCGCGGGCCCUACCUCCAGUUCAUCAGCAACUCCAAGAGCUCGGCUGACUUCUUCCUCACACACGACAAGCGCUUCUUCCUGAAGACGCAGAGCAAGCGGGAGAUCCGGUUCCUCCUCUCCAACCUGCCCCGGUACCUGCGGCACCUCGAGAGAUACCCCCACUCGCUCCUGGUCCGCUUCCUGGGGGUUCACAGCAUCAUCCUGCCCCGACAGAGGAAGAAAUACUUCAUCAUCAUGCAGAGCGUCUUCUACCCUGACGAGAGGAUCCGGGAACGGUACGACAUCAAGGGCUGCCACGUGAACCGCUGGGCCGAGCCGGCCCCCGAGGGCAGCCCGGCCUUCUUGGUGCUCAAGGACUGCAACUUCGAGGGCAAAACCAUCUCGCUGGGCUCCCAGCGGUCCUGGCUGCUGCAGCAGCUGGAGCUGGACAGCCGCUUCCUGGAGGAGCUGCGGGUGCUGGACUACAGCCUGCUGCUGGCCCUGCAGCCGCUGCACGCCGACGAGAGGCUCCCGAGCAGCCUCUCCCUGGCCAGCGUCGUGGCGCGCGCCGCCCAGUAGCUGCACAGCCCGGAGGACGCGGACGCUGCGCCGGAGCCGGGCGCCCACGCGCUGGCCCAGCACCGGCGCCUGCUGCCGGCCAGCAGGAACCCGCUGCACGUGCUGGACGGGCCGCAGCUGCGCUACUUCGUGGGCAUCAUCGACCUCUUCACCGUCUACAACUGCCGCAAGCGGCUCGAGCACCUCUGGAAGAGCAUCCGCUACCCGGGCCAGGCCUUCUCCACCGUGUGCCCCACCGAGUACGCYCGCCGGCUCUGCCGCUGGGUGGAAACGCACACGCUGUGA
Messenger RNA from Nothoprocta perdicaria, 1176 nucleotides. RefSeq names its product phosphatidylinositol-4-phosphate 5-kinase like 1 (gene PIP5KL1). The record is from RefSeq and is a predicted model, not a curated record. Gene Ontology annotation, molecular function: phosphatidylinositol kinase activity. Gene Ontology annotation, biological process: phosphatidylinositol metabolic process. Lineage: Eukaryota; Metazoa; Chordata; Aves; Tinamiformes; Tinamidae. The transcript is spliced from 9 exons.